AUGGAGAGAAGCUUGAGCCAAUUUGGAGCGUCGUCCGCAUCCAAAAUCACGUCGUCAUCGUCAUCUUCCUCUUGCGCGGUACGAGCGGCGGCGGCAAAUUCGAGAGCGCAACGGAUCAGCAAAGGAACGACGAAAACAACGACGAGAACAACGCGAACCGGUUUAGGGGCGGUGGUAAAGAUGAUGGCGACGACGGAAACAGAUCGAAUGACCAUCAAAACACACCACUACGAUCAAUUAUCCAAAGAAGAGCAAAAGCUCUUACUGAAGCGACCGCGGGUGGAUUUUACCUCCAUCGCAUCUAUCGUGGACCCAAUCGUGAAUAAAGUGAGAGACGAAGGCGAUUCCGCGGUUUUAGAGUUCACGGAAAAGUUCGAUAAAGUCAGGCCUUCGCCCUUGGUGGAGAAGAUUGAAAACUUUCCGCAACCGUCGUUGGACCCUACCGUGAAAGAAGCGUUCGACGUGGCGUUUGAGAACAUCAAGAAGUUUCACGAGGCGCAGUUGAACACGGGAGAGGUGGACGUGACGACUAUGCCUGGCGUGAGAUGUCGAAGAGUGGCGAGACCAAUCGGGUCGGUUGGUUUGUACGUUCCAGGAGGGACCGCGGUGUUGCCGUCGACGGCGCUCAUGUUAGCCGUGCCGGCGAUGAUUGCGAAGUGUCCGAUUGUGGUUUUAGCCACGCCGCCGUUGAAAGACGGGACGAUUUGCCCGGAAGUUUUAUACUGCGCGAAAAAGUCAGGCGUCACGCACAUUUUGAAAGCCGGAGGCGCGCAAGCUGUGGCAGCCAUGGGAUACGGCACGGAGACGUGUCCGAAAGUGGACAAGAUUUUUGGCCCGGGGAACCAAUUCGUCACCGCGGCGAAGAUGAAUUUGCAAAACUCCGACGCGAUGUGCGCGAUCGAUAUGCCGGCGGGACCGUCCGAAGUGUUAGUCGUCGCGGAUAAAGAUGCAAAUCCGAGCCACGUGGCGGCGGAUUUGUUAUCGCAAGCCGAACACGGCCCGGAUUCGCAAGUCAUUUUGGUCGUCACGCCGGAUGUAAACGUCGAACGCAUCGUCGAAGAAGUUCGAGUGCAAGCGAACAAGCUCCCGCGAGCAGACAUCACGGAAAAAGCGUUGAGCCACUCUUACUGCGUCGUCGUGAAAGACAUGGACGAAGUCGUCAAGUUUUCCAACGCGUACGCGCCGGAACAUUUAAUCGUCAACGUCGAAGACCCGGAAAGUUUACUCCCGUCCUUGGACAACGCCGGAAGCAUCUUCAUGGGAAGAUACACCCCAGAAUCCGUCGGCGAUUACGCCUCUGGAACCAACCACGUCUUACCCACCUACGGGUUCAGUCGCAUGUACUCUGGCGUCUCCUUAGACUCGUUCAUUAAAUACAUGACCGUCCAAGAGUUGACGAAGGAAGGCAUCGAAAAUUUAGGCCCUCACGUGGCGAAGAUGGCCGAGGUCGAAGGCUUGGACGCGCACAGAUUAGCGGUGACGCUGAGAUUAGGCAUAGAGUAA
Molecule: messenger RNA, 1503 nt
Organism: Bathycoccus prasinos
Lineage: Eukaryota; Viridiplantae; Chlorophyta; Mamiellophyceae; Mamiellales; Bathycoccaceae
Product: histidinol dehydrogenase
Exons: 1
Coding region: 1-1503 (500 amino acids)
Biological process (GO): L-histidine biosynthetic process
Cellular component (GO): cytoplasm; chloroplast stroma
Molecular function (GO): histidinol dehydrogenase activity; metal ion binding; NAD binding
Source: RefSeq, a predicted model, not a curated record